Molecule: messenger RNA, 3020 nt
Organism: Neomonachus schauinslandi (Hawaiian monk seal)
Lineage: Eukaryota; Metazoa; Chordata; Mammalia; Carnivora; Phocidae
Gene: UNC5C
Product: unc-5 netrin receptor C
Exons: 16
Coding region: 225-3020 (931 amino acids)
Biological process (GO): netrin-activated signaling pathway
Cellular component (GO): membrane
Molecular function (GO): netrin receptor activity; protein binding
Source: RefSeq, a predicted model, not a curated record
GCCAGUCAGAAGGCACAGGGAAAGAGGGACCGCCAAACUCCUCCUCAGCGUCUCCUCUCCACCCCUUUUUGGCUCCUGCCCUUGGAGAAAGUGGAGUGUGGCUCUUGGUUAUCAUUAUUUCUUCGGACUGCUUCGUGGUGCACGGAUUCAGCUGCUUCCCAGUGGGGUUUUCCGCAGUUGGCGCGUCUCCCUGUGUGGUUCUGGCCGGCACACCUCUGUCGACGAUGAGGAAAGGUCUACGGGCGACAGCGGCCCGCUGCGGACUGGGACUGGGUUACGUGCUGCAAAUGCUCGUGCUACCUGCCCUGGCCCUGCUCAGUGCCAGCGGUACCGGCUCGGCCGCUCAAGAUGACGACUUUUUUCAUGAACUCCCAGAAACCUUUCCAUCUGAUCCACCUGAACCUCUACCACAUUUUCUUAUUGAGCCUGAAGAAGCUUAUAUUGUGAAGAAUAAACCUGUGAACCUGUAUUGUAAAGCCAGCCCCGCCACCCAGAUCUACUUCAAGUGCAAUAGUGAAUGGGUUCAUCAGAAGGACCACAUAGUAGAUGAGAGAGUAGACGAAACCUCUGGUCUCAUUGUCCGGGAAGUGAGCAUUGAGAUUUCGCGCCAGCAAGUCGAAGAACUCUUUGGGCCCGAAGAUUACUGGUGCCAGUGUGUGGCCUGGAGCUCAGCGGGCACCACAAAGAGCAGGAAGGCCUACGUGCGCAUCGCAUAUCUACGGAAGACAUUUGAGCAGGAACCCCUGGGAAAGGAAGUAUCCUUGGAACAGGAAGUCUUGCUCCAGUGUCGACCACCUGAAGGGAUCCCAGUGGCUGAGGUGGAAUGGUUGAAAAAUGAAGACAUAAUUGAUCCCGUUGAAGAUCGGAAUUUUUAUAUUACCAUUGAUCACAACCUCAUCAUAAAGCAGGCCCGCCUCUCAGAUACUGCAAACUAUACUUGUGUUGCCAAAAACAUCGUUGCCAAGAGGAAAAGCACGACUGCAGCUGUCAUAGUCUAUGUCAAUGGUGGCUGGUCCACCUGGACAGAAUGGUCUGUGUGUAAUAGCCGCUGUGGACGAGGGUAUCAGAAACGCACAAGGACCUGCACCAACCCAGCACCACUCAAUGGUGGUGCCUUCUGUGAAGGGCAGAGUGUGCAGAAAAUAGCCUGUACCACCUUAUGCCCAGUGGACGGCAGGUGGACUUCAUGGAGCAAGUGGUCUACCUGUGGGACCGAGUGCACGCACUGGCGCAGGAGGGAGUGCACGGCGCCCGCCCCCAAGAACGGAGGCAAGGACUGUGAUGGCCUCGUCUUGCAAUCCAAGAACUGCACUGAUGGGCUUUGCAUGCAGACUGCUCCUGACUCAGAUGAUGUUGCUCUGUAUGUCGGCAUUGUGAUAGCCGUGAUAGUUUGCCUGGCCAUUUCUGUAGUGGUGGCCCUAUUUGUGUAUCGCAAGAACCAUCGCGACUUUGAGUCUGAUAUCAUUGACUCCUCGGCACUCAAUGGAGGCUUCCAGCCUGUGAACAUCAAGGCAGCGAGACAAGAUCUCCUGGUGGUACCCCCAGACCUCACAUCGGCUGCAGCCAUGUACAGAGGACCCGUCUAUGCUUUGCAUGAUGUCUCAGACAAAAUCCCAAUGACUAACUCUCCAAUUCUGGAUCCACUGCCCAACCUGAAAAUCAAAGUCUACAACACCUCAGGUGCAGUCACCCCCCAAGAUGACCUCUCUGAGUUUGCAUCAAAGCUGUCUCCUCAGAUGACCCAAUCCUUGUUGGAGAACGAGGCCCUCAAUGUGAAGAAUCAGAGUCUAGCAAGGCAGACUGACCCAUCCUGUACGGCGUUUGGCACCUUCAACUCUCUGGGGGGUCACCUUAUUGUUCCCAAUUCAGGAGUAAGCUUGCUGAUUCCCGCUGGGGCCAUUCCCCAAGGGAGAGUCUACGAAAUGUAUGUGACUGUACACAGGAAAGAAAAUAUGAGGCCAGCCAUGGAAGACAGCCAGACACUCUUGACCCCUGUGGUGAGCUGUGGGCCUCCAGGAGCCCUGCUGACCCGCCCCGUCAUCCUUACUAUGCAUCACUGCGCAGACCCCAACACCGAGGACUGGAAGAUACAACUCAAGAACCAGACAGCACAGGGACAGUGGGAGGAUGUGGUGGUGGUUGGGGAGGAAAACUUCACCACCCCUUGCUACAUUCAGCUGGAUGCAGAGGCUUGCCACCUCCUCACAGAGAACCUCAGCACCUACGCCCUGGUCGGGCAGUCCACCACCAAAGCUGCCGCGAAGCGCCUGAAGCUGGCCAUCUUCGGGCCACUUUGCUGCUCCUCUCUGGAGUACAGUGUUCGAGUCUACUGUCUGGACGACACCCAGGACGCCCUGAAGGAAGUAUUGCAGCUUGAGAGACAGAUGGGAGGACACCUCCUAGAAGAACCUAAGGCUCUUCAUUUUAAAGGCAGCACCCACAACCUGCGCCUAUCGAUUCACGAUAUCACCCAUUCCCUCUGGAAAAGUAAAUUGCUGGCGAAAUAUCAGGAGAUUCCUUUUUAUCAUAUCUGGAGUGGGUCUCAAAGAAACCUCCACUGCACAUUCACCCUGGAAAGAUUUAGCCUGAACACAGUGGAGCUGGUUUGCAAACUCUGCGUGCGACAGGUGGAAGGAGAAGGGCAGAUCUUCCAGCUCAACUGCACCGUGUCGGAGGAACCCACUGGCAUCGAUCUGCCUCUGCUGGACCCGGCGAGCACCAUCACCACCAUGACGGGCCCCAGUGCUUUCAGCAUCCCUCCCCCUAUCCGGCAGAAGCUCUGUAGCAGCCUGGACGCCCCACAGACCAGAGGGCAUGACUGGAGGAUGCUGGCUCAUAAGCUGAACCUGGACAGGUACUUGAAUUACUUUGCCACCAAAUCCAGCCCGACUGGCGUAAUCCUGGAUCUCUGGGAAGCACAGAACUUCCCAGACGGCAACUUGAGCGUGCUGGCGGCUGUCCUGGAAGAAAUGGGAAGGCAUGAAACGGUAGUGUCUUUAGCAGCAGAAGGGCAGUAUUGA